AUGGUCCGGGAGGCGGAGGAGUUUGCUGAGGAGGACAAGAAGAUGAAGGUGAAGGAGAAGCUCGACGCCCGGAAUCAGCUGCUUGAUACGUACGUGUACAACAUGAAGAACGCGAUCGGCGACAAGGACAAGCUGCUGGCGGACAAGCUGGACUGCUGGAGAGCGAGGAGAAGGAGAAAAAUGGACGAGGACCUCGAGUGGCCAGUCGGCCGAGAAGGAGGACUACGAGGAGAAGCUCAAGGAGGUGGAGGCCGUGUGCAACCCCAUCAUCUCAUCUCAGCCGUGUACCAGACAGAGGUCUCGGGCGGCGUCGAUGACCACCACGACGAGCUGUAG
Messenger RNA from Setaria italica (foxtail millet), 336 nucleotides. RefSeq names its product luminal-binding protein 2-like. Lineage: Eukaryota; Viridiplantae; Streptophyta; Magnoliopsida; Poales; Poaceae. The record is from RefSeq and is a predicted model, not a curated record. Bases 1 to 336 code for a protein of 111 amino acids. The transcript has a single exon.